AUGUCCGAGCGCGCUCGGCAGCGGCCGCCGCGCCGGGGCUGCGCUCGCUCGCAGCGCGGGAACCGGGGCGCGGGCGCCGCCGCCGCCCCCGCCGCCUUGGUGCCGCAGGGGCGGCCCGGGGCAGGGGCUCGGGUUCGGGCUGCGUUCGGUACCCCCCACCCCUGGGGGCCGGCGCCGGGCGGGACGCGCGGCGGGACCGGCUGCCCCCGCCCGCCCUCCGAGCGCGCCUCGGUGCGGCCGCAACUUCCCCGGUGCCCGCCCCGGGGUCAGCGGCUCGCGGCCUGGCCGGCUCGGCUCGGCCACGGCGGGAGAGCGCAUCCCUCGGCAUUAUCUUGCACGUCAUCAUGCUACUACAUGCUGCCUUCCCUACUGAGAAACUAUUACAGCACGCUGGACAAUAAAGGCUGCCUGCUGUGAUGAAUGCUGGCUACCCAAGGGCAAUGACAUCCCUCCCGACUUCACUUCUGAGUUGCUGACUGUGCCUCCCAGCAGACCUGUAUGAAAGAUCUUAAGAAUAAACUGAUCCUCGCUUUUGUUACUUAUUCUUAGCUGGUGAAAUAAAUCUUUUACAAUCCUGAAUAAAGGAAAAGUGCUACAGUUCAUUGUUGUAUACAAAGUAACCAAUAAAUAAAAUUCAUUUUGUUAACAGGCAGAAGGAACAGUAAAUUAGCACAACUGGAGGAAAAAUGUUUUUUUCAGUCUUCUCUAUACAGCUUGGUGACUUCAAAAGCUUCAAAAAAUGUAUUUCAACAUCUGACUUAUGUAUGGUUGUUCCAACCUACUCAUAAAUGAAGCUGAUUAAGACUUCCUAUCGACCAAAUUUUGAUUUCUUCUCUCAGACAAAA
Molecule: messenger RNA, 845 nt
Organism: Oenanthe melanoleuca
Lineage: Eukaryota; Metazoa; Chordata; Aves; Passeriformes; Muscicapidae
Product: translation initiation factor IF-2-like
Exons: 3
Coding region: 1-417 (138 amino acids)
Source: RefSeq, a predicted model, not a curated record